UCCAAUCCAGCAUUUUGGCUGCAGCAAGAAAAAGCAUCAUGCAGAAGGCUAAUUACUUUCUUCAUGCAAUUUUGUUGGUACAAUGUCUAAUGGCUUGCAAAGCCAUGGCAACAACAAAUAUUUCUACUGAUCAAUCUUCUCUUCUCAACUUCAAAGCCCACAUAAAUUUAGAUCCUUUAUACAUUUUAUCGAAAAAUUGGUCGGUUUCUACUUCUGUUUGUGUCUGGAUUGGAGUUGCUUGUGGUCUUCGCCACCAAAGAGUGACUGCUUUGGAUAUUUCUAAUAUGAAUCUCACUGGAAAGAUACCUUCCCAAUUGGGAAAUCUAUCCUUCCUUGUUUUUAUCAACUUAUAUGGAAACUAUUUUCAUGGUAGUAUUCCUCAAGAGUUGAUUCAACUCCGACGGUUAAAAUACAUGGACUUGGGUGUCAACAAAUUCAGUGGCGAAAUCCCGUCAUGGUUUCAUUUCUUUACUAAAUUACGAGUUUUGUAUCUUACUAAUAACAGUUUUACAGGUUUCAUCCCACCUUCUCUCUCUAAUAUAUCCAUGCUCCAGUAUUUGGAUCUCUCUUCCAAUCCUCUACAAGGGAAAAUCCCGGAAGACAUUGGAAAUCUUCAUAACUUGAAAAUACUUGGAUUACAAAAUAACAGUCUCACUGGUGUAAUACCAUUGCAGAUUUUUAACAUAUCGACAAUGGAAAUUCUUGCUCUUACAGGGAAUAACUUAACGGGUAAUCUCCCUCUUCACAUAUGCCAUGGCCUCCCAAGACUCCAAGGGCUUCAUCUAUCGCUAAAUGAAUUGGGUGGUGAAAUUCCAUCCAAUCUAUCAGAAUGUUUACAACUUGAGACCCUUUCUUUGUCUUUCAACAAAUUUAGUGGAUCCAUUCCCGGAGAAAUUGGGAGAAUAAGGACGCUUCAAAUUUUGAAUCUUGGUUCAAAUGAUUUGUCCGGUGCAAUUCCACGUGAGUUGGGUAACCUGGAGAACCUCAAGGGAUUGGGCAUGGGAUAUAAUUUUCUUAAUGGCUCUAUACCAGCCAGUAUCUUCAACAUUUCAUCAUUGCAAUAUGUUGAGAUUCAAGAAUGCAACCUAUCUGGCAAGCUUCCAAAUUCUAUUGCAAAUUCUUCUAAACUCACUACAAUAUUCCUGCGUCAGAACAACUUUAAUGGACCAAUUCCAAACUUCCUCGGGAAUUUGCGCUUCAUUGAAAGGUUAGUCUUGUCAGAAAACAAUUUCAUCAGUGAAUCUCCAGAAUUGAACUUCAUUACUUCGUUGACAAACUGUAGAUAUUUAAAAUUAUUGUCUUUUUCCAACAAUCCUUUGAAUGGCAUUCUUCCAUUAUCAAUUGGAAAUUUGUCAACUUCUCUUCAACAUCUUCAUGGUUAUGGUUGUGAUCUCAGAGGUAGCAUUCCAAAUAAAAUUGGCAAUCUCACCAGUUUGAUCGAUUUAAAACUAUUUGACAAUGAGUUGACAGAAUCAAUUCCAACAAGCGUGGUGAAUUUGCAAAAGCUUCAAGGAUUAUAUCUUUCUUACAAUAACAUAAGUGGAUCUAUCCCGGACUCUUUCUGUGAACUUCAAAAUUUAUAUCAAUUGGUGUUGUCACAAAAUCAAAUAUCUGGUGCUAUUCCAAGGUGCAUAGGGAAUAUUACUACACUAAGGUAUCUAGAUAUCGAUUCCAACAUAUUGACUUCCACCAUACCUGCAAGCCUAUGGCUACUGAAAGAUCUUCUGAAGUUGAAUCUAUCUACAAAUAUCUUGAGCGGCUCUCUACCUCAAGAAAUUGGGAACCUGGAGUUUGCAUUUCUUAUCGAUCUAUCAGUCAAUCGAUUGUCAUGUACUAUUCCAAACACAAUUGGAGAUUUACAGACCUUGAGCAAUCUUUCUUUAGCACAUAAUGCACUGCAAGGAUCUAUUCCAGAGUCAGUGGGUAAGAUGCUGAACUUGGAGCAACUCGAUCUAUCUCACAACAAUCUUUCUAGUAAUAUCCCCAAGUCCAUGGAGGAACUCAAGUAUCUCACGUACUUGGAUGUUUCUUUCAAUGAUUUAAGUGGUGAAGUUCCUUUUGGUGGUCCUUUCAAAAACUUUUCAAGUAAAUCCUUCAUGUCUAAUGAGGGAUUAUGUGGUGAUCAUAUAUAUGGUCUCCCAUCAUGUCCUACUGGUAGACAACAGAAAACAAAACCGAUGCUUGCAAUUGCAUUUUCUUUGUUGGGGAUUACAGUACUAAUUUUGGUUGUCACGGCCUUGGCAUAUGCAACUGGAAGAUACCGAAGGAAAAAUUUGGUUGAAAAUAGAGUAGACUUUGCACCUGGUACAUCUAUAAGAGUCUCAUAUUAUGAACUUUUGCAAGCAACUGAAGGGUAUAGUGAGAGCCAUUUGCUUGGGACUGGGAGUUUAGGCUCCGUCUACAGAGGGACUCUCAAUAAUGGAAUGGACAUCGCAGUGAAGGUUUUCAAUUUGCAGCAACAAAAUGCAUUUAAGAGUUUUGAUGUAGAAUGUGAAGUAUUACGCAACCUUCGCCAUAGGAAUUUGUGCAAGGUCAUUAGUACUUGCUCCAAUCUAGAUUUCAAGGCUUUGGUGCUUGAGUACAUGCCUAAUGGAAACCUUGAGAAGUGGUUGUAUUCAGAUGACUACAUGUUGAAUAUCUUGCAGAGAAUUAGCAUAAUGGUUGAUGUAGCAUAUGCAUUGGAAUAUCUGCACUAUGGCUACUCUACGCCUGUUGUUCACUGUGAUUUGAAGCCAAGUAAUGUUCUGCUAGAUGAAGAUAUGGUUGCCCACUUAAGUGAUUUUGGCAUUGCUAAGUUAUUGGGUGAAGGAGAAAACAAUGCAUACACUACUACCCUAGGAACAUUGGGUUACAUUGCACCUGAGUAUGGAUUGGAAGGAUUGGUGUCAAUAAAAUGUGAUGUUUAUAGCUAUGGCAUUAUGUUAAUGGAAGUAUUUACAAGAAUGACACCAAGCAAUGAAAAGUUCUCAGGAGAUUUAAACCUAAGGAGCUGGAUAAAUGAUUCUAUGCGUAAUCCAAUUACUCAGAUUAUAGAUUCAAACUUGUUGGGGCCAGAAGAGCACGACACAAAGAAGUUGAGAUGUUUGUCAUCUAUAAUGGAACUUGCUUUAAAUUGCUCCGUGGAGAGUGUCAGUGAGAGGGUGGACAUGAAAGAAGUUGUAACAACAUUGAAAAAUAUCAAAUUUCAGCUCCUCGCUUAAGAGUGGUUUUAAAUUUAAUGUUCUCUAUGUGUUAUAUGAUGAUUCAGUGAUUCUGUGGAGAUUAUAUAUUUUAUCUGUAAAGUUAUAUAACAUGCAAUUAAAGCUAGUUCAAAUU
Molecule: messenger RNA, 3315 nt
Organism: Olea europaea var. sylvestris
Lineage: Eukaryota; Viridiplantae; Streptophyta; Magnoliopsida; Lamiales; Oleaceae
Product: probable LRR receptor-like serine/threonine-protein kinase At3g47570
Exons: 4
Coding region: 39-3200 (1053 amino acids)
Biological process (GO): protein phosphorylation
Molecular function (GO): protein kinase activity; receptor serine/threonine kinase binding; ATP binding
Source: RefSeq, a predicted model, not a curated record